AGCAACAACAACCAAGCCACGCGAGCCUCCGCACUCCCCGAGCACCGCCCAAGAAUGACCAACGCCGCAUCGCGACUGAAGGCCACUAAUGCCAAGACUGCCACCUCUCCGCGCAACAACACCAAGGCGCAGCAGUCGAAGCUGCUUGGCCAGUACUCUGUCGGUGCUAGUUUUGUGCUGCGGUUGGUGCUGGGCUUGGCGCCCGAGAAGCGUGCGGCGUGCCAGACCCUGCGCGAGAUCCUUAGCCUCGACAACAACGAGCGGCUAGAGCUGGCACCGACCGCCAAGGGAUUGAAACCGAUCUCCGGUAAGACGAACGCCGCGGAUUGGAGCAAGGUGAACCAGUACAAGCUGAAGCACAUGGUGAAGCAAGCCCAGUCCGACAAGUUCCAGGAGGCCAUGCUGCAACUCGGCGGUCAGCACCUGUACGACGCCAUUCGUACGCAGCUCAAGCAGAUCGGUGGCGCGUGGGAUGGCCGCAAGGAUAAGCCCGCUCUGCAGACGAGGAACGCACGCCCUCGCUCGAAUUCCAUUGAGAAGAGUGUGAAUUCCCAGAAGGAGGCCGAACGCCGGAAGGAGCAGCCUGCGAAGAACGCCACCCAAGGCCAGAUCCAGGCCGCCAAGAAGAAACAGGCAUCGGAGGCCGUAAAAAUUCCACCCCCAGCACCGGUGAAGGCAACCAAGGGCACGCUCCCGAAGAACAAGGCGCGUACCAAGAACGCCACUCCCACCAAGAACACUUCCCAGAUCAAGAACGCUGCCCCUGUGAAAGGUGCGCCGCUCUUGGGGUCCUGGGCUGGACCCGUUCCAGCCUCGGUAGUGCUGAGUCGGCCUGGUGCUAACGUGAGUAGCGCGCCUACCAUGUCGGCACGUGCUGGAAACGGUGGUCGUGCGAUCCUAUCAAGGGCACUCUAGGCAAAGAUUGCAAUGGUAAGGCCCUUCGUGUGAGUGUAGUCGGCAACAUAUCUGUAUGCGUACUGCGGGGUGUAGAGUGUGAAUAAUUCAAAAGUUUGAUAAUAUAUUUGUUUGGUAAGUGAAAC
Molecule: messenger RNA, 1040 nt
Organism: Phytophthora sojae
Lineage: Eukaryota; Oomycota; Peronosporomycetes; Peronosporales; Peronosporaceae
Exons: 1
Coding region: 55-915 (286 amino acids)
Source: RefSeq, a predicted model, not a curated record